AUGUCGCAGCACCGCGCGCUCAGUGCGCGGCAAGAGUCACGGCUCGUCGUAUACCUUGACAAUGCCAUGCUGCAGAUCCAGCGGGGGUACCAGAAACGCAACGAAGCAUCUGCACAGCUCCCAACGCUCGCCGCAUUUUUGCAGCAGUGGGUACCGCUUGUGGAAAUCAUCAGCACCACGCCCCUCUUGGGCGCCACCGCGGCGCUGCGUGAUACCUACCUCUUGCGUCUCACCACCGAGCUGACCGAGGGCGUCGUGGGGUACUCGACCAAGAGCGACUCGGAGCACACGGCCAAGGCGCAGCUGCUCCACGUCUUGUACUGGGCCGAUCUCCUCGACCAGCUCUGGGCCGCACGGCUCCAGCGCGUGCCGCAACGGCUCAGCGAUGCACAAAAGAGUGCCAAGACACGCUUCCCGACGCUCGACAUGGAGUCCGAGUCGAUGCGCAUCGACGCAGAGUCUGUGCGGCCGCCACCCAUCGUGCACGGUGCGGUCGACGAGCAGAUUCCACCGUACGCACAGACCGACCGCGUGCGCUUGCGCGAUGUGCUGUCGCAGGCCGAGCAGCAGCUCUUUGGGUGGAUGCGCAACGAGCUCGGCGUGCCGCAGCCGCCCGAGCAGGAAGAGUGGGGAGGCGAGCUGAACGAGCCGGGCGAGGCGCCCGAGUGGGGGGAAGACGGCGCGGAGAGCGUACCGGAAGAGUCAGACGAGAUAAAAGAAGACACCGCCGAGAAUACCGAGGGCGAGGACACGCCGGAAGCCGCUACCGCCGCCGAUCGCGAGCACGAGCACUAUGCGGAUGUGUUUAGCAAAAAGCUUGACCCCGACGAGGAGGAGGACGAAGAGAACGAGGACGAUCCACCCCGCAAGCGCGCGCGGCACGCUGAGCCCCCGAGCGUCUCGCAAGAGGACCUGGCGUACUGGGACAUGCAGUUUGCACGCUCCUUUGGCCGCUCGCUGCAGGAUUUGCGCAUCGAAAGUAGCUAA
This is a messenger RNA of Malassezia japonica, 987 nucleotides long. RefSeq lists its product as uncharacterized. The coding region runs from base 1 to 987 and encodes 328 amino acids. NCBI's taxonomy places the organism in Eukaryota, Fungi, Basidiomycota, Malasseziomycetes, Malasseziales, Malasseziaceae. The transcript has 2 exons. The record is from RefSeq and is a predicted model, not a curated record.